AUGAGUUCUACUCCCGUAUCCAUGGAAGAUCAACAAAAACUUUUAGAGGAAGCAUUGAAUGUAGUUAAAGUUCAGGCAUUUCAAAUGAAAAAAUGUCUGGCCAACAACAAACUUAUGGAUGGCUUGAAACAUUGUUCUACGAUGCUAGCAGAAUUGCGGACGUCCGUAUUGACGCCAAAAAAUUAUUAUGAACUCUCUACCAUUAUUUGUAAAGAUAUGGCAAUUUUCGAUGCUCUCCGACACCUCACAACAUACCUUAUUGACGCACAUGUCUCGGGAAAGCAUCAUCUUGCAGACCUUUAUGAAUUAGUGCAGUACGCCGGAAAUAUAAUUCCACGUUUAUAUCUUAUGAUUACUGUUGGUAGUGCUUAUAUGUCACAAAAAGAUGCUCCCAUCAGAGAGAUCAUGAAAGAUAUGAUGGAGAUGUCUCGGGGUGUACAGCACCCGACACGUGGAUUAUUUUUGAGACAUUAUCUGAGCGGAAUGACGAGAGAUUCAUUACCUGUCGGGAGUGAUAAUGGUCCACAAGGCAACCUUCCAGAUUCAAUUUCAUUUAUUCUUACUAAUUUUAUUGAGAUGAAUAAAUUAUGGGUCCGCCUUCAACAUCAAGGACACUCACGUGAUCGUGAAAAAAGGGAGAUGGAACGUAAAGAAUUGAGAAUUUUAGUCGGAACAAAUUUGGUUCGCCUGAGCCAAUUAGAUGGUGUUGAUUUAGAGCUGUAUCAAAAAAGAAUAUUACCUGCUAUAUUGGAGCAAGUGAUCAAUUGUAAAGACGUUAUUGCUCAAGAAUAUUUGAUGGAAGUUAUCAUUCAAGUAUUCCAUGAUGACUUUCAUUUGAGAACACUUGGUCCAUACUUGUCUGCUUGUGCUCAAUUACAUCAAAAAGUUAAUAUAAAACAGAUUGUGAUCGCGCUUAUUGAUCGUCUCGCUGCCUAUGCUGCUCGUGAAGCAGAUUCUGAACCACCAGAAGUGGUUAAACGUCAGGAAGAAGAAGCAGCUCGUAGGCUAGCUGAAAAAUUGAGAAAGCAAAAAAUUGGCGGAUACAGCGAUGAAAAGGACUAUGAUGAUGAUUCACUAGAAGAGGAUUCUCAGAGAGAAUUAAAUGAUGAUGAUUUUUCAUCAAAUAAUAUAAAAUCUAGUGAUGAACCCGCCGUAAAGAAAUUCCGUGGCAUUCCUGAAGAUGUAAAACUCUUUGAAGUUUUUUGGGGACAAGUUGUCGAUUUGGUCAGGGCACGUCACGAUUUAUCUAUUCAAGAUAUCACCGCUUUGUUGGUAUCUUUGGUCAACUUAUCAUUAAGUUGUUAUCCUGACAGGAUUGAAUAUGUUGAUCAAGUCAUUGAUUUUGCAAAACAAAAGGUUGUGGACUUCCAUGAUAGUCCUGAUUUACAUAGUCCGGCUGCUACCUCCAAUUUGCUUAAUCUACUUUUGGCUCCGAUCAAUAAUUAUUCUACCGUUCUCACUCUUCUUGCACUUCCUAAUUAUUCAGCUCUCCUCUCAGUUCAACCGUUUCAGACUCGCCGUUCUGUUGCUCAUGCCAUUGUUUCCUCCAUACUCAAAAAUGAAACGAUUAUCGAGACUCCUCAUGAAGUUAAUUGUAUACUAGAUCUUUGCAGCGUCCUAACACGUGAUCAAAAAGAUGCUACUCUCUCAAGUCCAUUCAGUGGGCUUACUAGCGGGAGAAAUGCAAGAUCUGGUGGUGUUCCACCGAUGAUGGAUCCAGAAGAAUUUGCAGAAGAGCAAGGAUGGCUUGCAAGGAUUAUUCAUUUAUUCAAAAGCGAUGAUCUGGAUAAUCAAUUUAUGCUUCUCUCUACAGCCCGUAAACAAUUUGCCGAGGGUGGUGAGAGAAUACGAUACACUUUCCCACCUCUUGUUGUGUCAGCCGUUAAAUUAGCAAGAAGAUACCUACAGUUUCAGCAACGUGACGACGAUGGUUGGGAGAAAAAAGCAAAUACCCUCUUUCGUUUUAUUCACCAGGUCAUUACCGCUCUAUAUAACAAAGUUGAGUGUUCAGAGUUAUGUUUGCGAUUAUUCCUUCUCGCAGGUCAAAGCGCUGAUGAAUGUGGGUUUGAAGAAAUAUGUUACGAAUUCUUUGUUCAGGCAUUUACCAUUUACGAAGAAUCGAUUUCAGAAUCGCGCAUACAAUUUCAUGCAAUUACACUUAUUAUUGGCACAUUGCAAACCACUAGCGUGUUUGGUGCAGAGAAUUACGAUACUUUGAUCACUAAGUGUGCUCUGCAUGGAAGUAAAUUACUUAAAAAACCAGAUCAAUGCCGCGCUGUUUAUCUUUCUAGUCACUUAUGGUGGGCUACUGAGGUUCUUGAAUGUUUACAAAAAGCUCUUAAAAUCGCAGAUUCUUGUAUGGAUUCAGUAACUAAUGUAGAACUGUUUGUAGAGAUUUUAAAUAGAUAUAUAUAUUAUUUUGAAAGAAAGAACGAAGCUGUUACUGUUAAAUAUCUCGAUGGUUUGAUCGAUCUUAUCAAUACUAAUAUUACUAAUAUGGAUAGUUCGGAUCAACAUCCUCCAACAUCUGCUUCAUCGACCCUUAUCGAACCUGAAGGCAACGCUUCAGAGUAUGUCAUAAGACAUUUCAAAGGAACUCUUCAUCAUCUUAACAUGCGAAAGGAAGCAGUACUCGCUUCUAAAGUACAAGGUGACAUUUUUCAGCAGAGAUAUGACGAGAUAAAUACAAAUGUCUCUAUCUAA
Dentiscutata heterogama is the source of this 2703-nucleotide messenger RNA. The record is from the annotation of a GenBank genome assembly. Lineage: Eukaryota; Fungi; Glomeromycota; Glomeromycetes; Diversisporales; Gigasporaceae.